UAAACUAAAAUUAAAUUUUAUCAGCAAACAAAUAUUUAGUUUUCUAAAUUCAUACAUGCAUAACAUAUAUGUGAGAUCGGAUGUGUUCAUGUGCUUGCAAAUUUUAUUUGCAGGAAAUACAAGCAAACUAUUUAAAAAUGCUGUUUUGUUGAAGAAAUCAAUAAAUUGCUAAUGCAAUUUCCGUAAACUGCAUAAUACAGGACUUCAACUAAGGAUGCAAAAAUGGAAGAAACCAAAAACCUUACGUUAUACAAAUCACAACAACUUUAGUGAGACGACGUGGAGAGAGUUAAAAUGAAGGGAAGAUAAACAACUUUAACAAUAAGAAUUCAACAAAUGAUAUACAUAUAAAUGAUAAAUAAACAAAAAAAAAAAAAAACAAUUGAAAAUAGCAACAACAUUAUUUCAAACAAGCGGAAAGCAGUCACGGCGUUUAGACGGGUAAAAAGCGAAGGCGCUCUCCAUAUAUCGUUUGGAGCAUGUGUGGGUAGCAUUUGCUUUCGUGCCGGGCUGACAUAAAAACCUCAAUUAAAUAUCACGAGACAAAAAGUAGCGCAACCAAAUCAUGGAAGAACAGUGGAAUAAUGUGGAAUUGACAACUUUAAGGAAGAAAUCCUACACUUUAAACCAUAAAUAUGAUUUAGUUAAUAAAUGCGUUGUUGAGAAUAGUAACAGCGAAGAGAGUACCGAUAAUAAGGGCGAUGCUAACAAUACAAACCAAAGUGAUGUACUAAAGCCAGGUUCUAAUAUUAAACCAAAAGUAACAACAGAAAAUGUGGAAUCGUUGGCGCGUCGCCUUUAUGGAAUUACUAUAAAUAAUAUGAAAGAAUUGAUAUCAUAUGAUGAUCGCAAUUAUCUUAUACAACCAGAUUGGAAUAUAAAAAAUCCAAUAAUCACCACGCAAUGGCCCCAUGGUUACAUUUUGAAAAUUCUAAAUGCAUUGGAUUCAAAAAAGCUGGACUUCGUCGAUGCACAGAAUCAGAUGAUGAUGUAUUUAUCCAAAGAAGGUAUCGUUUGCCCCAGACCAAUUGCAAAUGUAAAUGAUAAAUACUUUUCUGUGGAACACAUAAAUGGCUCUGAUCAUGUCGUUCGUUUGUUGGAGUUUGUGCCUGGCAAAAUGUUUCAUGAAGUGGAAAGUUCGCAUUAUCUGCUAUACAAGAGUGGUGAAUACAUAGCAAAGAUCGACAGAGCAUUGAAGAACUUUCAUCACGAAGUGUACGAUACACACAAAACACUUUGGAUGCUGGAGUCAGUGCCGCAAUUGCGAGAAUUCCUUUAUGCUUUGCAGGAUUACUCACGCAAAGCUCUUGUUGAGGAGAUUAUCGAUGCAUUCGAAAAAAAUGUGCUCAGCAAAAUAGAUAAAUUGGAGAAGCAAAUAAUACACGGUGAUUACAAUGAACAAAAUAUCAUCGUCGAGCAAUCGCCGACGUCCGCUUGUGGCGAGUACAAAGUGAAGGGCAUCAUUGAUUUUGGUGAUACCAACAAAUCGCCACUAAUCUUCGAAAUUGGCAUCGCACUAACUUAUAUGAUACUACAGGCCAAAUCGCUGGAAAGCGGUGGCUACUUCCUCGCUGGUUAUAACGAUAUACGACCGAUUAGCGUGGAGGAACGUGCUUUGUUGAAGUACUGCGUGGCAGCACGUUUGGCCCAGAGUCUUGUCAUGGGUGCUUAUACGCACUCGCUAGAUCCAUCUAACGAAUAUGUAUUGGUAACGCAAGAAUGCGGUUGGAAAACUAUUGAAGAGUUGUGGCGCAAUAGUUUUGCAGACGUUGAUGAAUUGUGGCAGACAACAGCCGAUAAAUAUCUUACACAAAGUGUUAAAUAAGCUGCCUCAGGGAACAGGAGUAACAAACGAUCAAUUAUGAAAGUAAUUAAAUAUCAAUUUGCCAAUUAAACCAGUCAAUUUCAAAGUCAAUUUUUAAUCCGAUUUCUACGUGCAUUACAUGUGAACCAAUGCCUAAAUAUAUAAGUAUACGUGUAUGUAAAAACGAAAUAGGUCCUUAAUAAAAGUAUAAAAACAAA
Messenger RNA from Anastrepha obliqua, 2022 nucleotides. Its product is annotated as hydroxylysine kinase. The coding region runs from base 566 to 1825 and encodes 419 amino acids. The transcript is spliced from 6 exons. Gene Ontology annotation, molecular function: amino acid kinase activity. The record is from RefSeq and is a predicted model, not a curated record. Lineage: Eukaryota; Metazoa; Arthropoda; Insecta; Diptera; Tephritidae.